UUUCAUGCAGUUUGAAAUCUCGGAAAUAUUUGAGUGCAAACAAUAAUUGUUAUGCCCAAAUCGCAGAAGAAGAAAGGCAGGAGCCGGCGCCCAGCUGCUGGCGAGGCAACCGGAGCUGGAGAUGGAUCGACACAGAGCCGCGACGAGGACCAGGCAAAGGCUGCGUUCCUAGGUCAAGUCCUGGACGAGACGGACAGGCGUCUGGCAGAGAGAUCCACAGGUUUCCGUGCCCCCAGCAAGGUCUACCUGUAUGCUGGAGUAUGUGCAUUGCUUGUAGCUUAUGUACUGCAACCCGGUGACUUCAAGCCUAACUCUAUACGUCUAGGGUCGCCCGUAGACUGGUCCGGAUCGCUGGAUCCUGCCACGCAUCAGAUCAGCAAUGUCGAGCGCAUCCAUCCCAAACUGCUGCACUCCCCGGAUCAGUUUGUCAUCACCAGCGAAGAUGUGAUGUACUUCGGUACGAUAGAGGGUGCGAUAUGGAAAUGGACCCAGUCUCAACAGCCUGUUGUCAUUGCUCACAUUGGCAAUGAAUCAUGUGUAUACCCUACUCAAGGCACGCAGUGUGGUAGACCACUGAUCAUGACGAUAUCGGAGGAUGAACAGACUCUGUACGUCACCGAUGUGCACUAUGGUCUCUCAGCCAUCAGCUUACCUGCUGGGCACGUCACAAGACUGCUGUCCGUGGGGCAGCUUGUCCAAGAGGGUGAACCGCGCAUCACGCUGCUGAAGGGUGUAUAUCGUGUCGGCGACCAUCUCUACCUCGGUGAGCCCUGGACAGAGUGGGACUGUGAUGGGAACAUUGCUGCGUCGUUCUCAGCUCACGAUGAUGGGCGUAUUCUCCAGUACAACACGAAAACUGACAAGGUGCGGGUCUUUGCUAAAGGCCUUUACUUUCCAAGUGGCCUCAGCCAGACCAGGGACGGACGGUACCUGAUCGUCACGGAAUUGACGCGUGCACGGCUCGUGUGGCUGAACCUAGCAACAGGCAAGGUGGUGAAGACCAGUGGCCCAAUGCCCGGUCUACCAGACGUGAUCACAGCCCAUCCUGGUCAUGGCGGAGGGCAUCUGGUCAGCAUUGAAGUGGUGCGCAACGCCAUGGUGGACUACAUGGCGGAGAACAAGUGGUUUAAGCGCGUGCUCUACAAGCUGCUCCCCAAGUCUGUGCUGCUCCGCUUCCAGGAUGAUUACAAUCUGUGCGUUCAUAUCACCGACACAUCAACAGCUGCACACCAAGAUGAGUCAUCCAACCAGGGCGAUGACGUCAUCGAUGAGUCACCCGACCUGGGCGGUGACAUCGUCGACAGCUGGCACGCGUCGCGCGGUCGUGUGGUGUCGGCUGUGCUGCAGUGUCGUGUGCACGGUGAUUACAUGUACUUCACGUCGCGCAAACCUGACAGUGCUCUGUCUCGCGUCAAGCUGCGCCACAGCCACGUCAAGAGGAAACCCGGCAAGUGAGGCGAGUCCGUCGGGCCGCCGAAGACCGACCAGGCUAGAAUUUCAUCAAGCAUAGCAUACAGCGUACAUGGUGACUGUGCAUGGACUGUGUUGAGAUUCUAAUGGGUGAGGCUCGCAGACACAACAGACAACGGGUUGGUGGAACGACAUUUUUUAUUGUAAAUUUGUAGUACAUGAAGAUAGAAAUGGUCUAGGCUAGGAGCAUGACACCCAGUUCUUUCGCGACCAGCCGUUCUGUAGCACACACACCGGAUUGGAACAAGACAUGCUCUGAAAUCAAGCCUGCCACCUGGCUUCCUCCGGGGAGAAAACUUCUAAAGCUAUGAAUAGAAUGCAAGCUGCAGACUUCACCACGCAACGUGCAACUAUCACCACGCAAAGUGCAACUUUCUUGUUCGAAAUGACUGAAUGUGUAUCAUUCAGAAUAGAUUUUCUGUUCCAUUCUUCAUCAUCAUCAUCAUCAUUCAUCAGAUAUCUUCUCGCAGAUUGUUAGAGAAAGCUAUUUUCAUCUUUCCACGUCCGUGCUGCUGCUACUGUUGUCGCUGGCGAUGCUUGUACUAUCGUCAUGGUGACCACUAUCCAAUAGAUAUCCAAUAGCCUGCUGGACAGCGAAAAUGCCCUCGUCCGUCUGCGUUAUUGCGUGCGCUGCGUUUUUGUGAUGCUCUGCGUUAAUGUGUACAGCGCUGUGACUUGUGAUGUUCUGUGUUUUGUCUAUCAAGUCUUCAGACGGGCAUGGCAUGUUUCUGCUUACAUUGUUUUCGAGUUUGCUGGUCAGAUCUAUCUUUUAUGAGGUGGUGGUUUAUAUACAGUAGUUACAAUUGUGACACUAGUUCAGUUACUCGACGACACGUUUUUUUUAAACUUUUCAUCACGUGACAUUGUUUUUUGACCUGAGAUCUAAACUAGUUUUCACUCACAGUUCACUGAUUUGCAACUGAAUCAUAGCAGCUCGAUUCUAUGUGUAUGCCUUUUCUUGCUCUUCGUCCUUUCUACACCCAGCCUAUAAUAUUGCAUGUGCGCACCCAGUUUUUUUUAUCAGCUCCUCCGCUGUGCGGACAGCUACUGGCUUGCUGCAGCCCGUUUUGAAGUUUUCUUGUGGCUACUAUUAAAGUGAAUUGCCUACUAUGAAAGCAUUACUAAAAUAAAUUUGUGUAAAAAGCG
Sycon ciliatum is the source of this 2616-nucleotide messenger RNA. Its product is annotated as adipocyte plasma membrane-associated protein-like. The record is from RefSeq and is a predicted model, not a curated record. Gene Ontology annotation, biological process: biosynthetic process. Gene Ontology annotation, cellular component: endomembrane system. Gene Ontology annotation, molecular function: strictosidine synthase activity; hydrolase activity. NCBI's taxonomy places the organism in Eukaryota, Metazoa, Porifera, Calcarea, Leucosolenida, Sycettidae.